ACAUCGAUGAGUGUGACAGACAGCCGUGUGGUAACGGCACCUGUAAGAACACGGUGGGCUCCUACAACUGCCUCUGCUUCCCCGGCUUCGAGCUCACGCACAACAACGACUGCAUGGACAUCGACGAGUGCAGCGCUCUGCAGGGCCAGGUGUGCAGGAACGGGCAGUGCAUCAACGGGAUGGGGUCCUUCCAGUGUCUCUGCCACGAGGGCUACGAGAACACUCCGGACGGGAAGAACUGUGUCGAUAUCAAUGAGUGUGUGAGCCUCCCCGGCACCUGCUCUCCAGGAACUUGUCAGAACCUGGACGGAUCUUUCAGAUGUAUCUGUCCUCCUGGCUACGAGGUGCAGAACGACCAGUGUAUAGAUAUCAACGAGUGUGAGGUGGAGCCCAACAUCUGCCAGUUUGGCGCCUGCACCAACACCCCCGGCAGCUUCCACUGCACCUGCCAGCCGGGCUUCGUCCUCUCGGAGAACAAGCGGCGCUGCUACGACACCAGAGAGAGCUUCUGUUUCACUUCAUUUGAGGCGGGGAAGUGCUCCGUCCCCAAAGCUCUGAACACCACCAAGGCUAAGUGCUGCUGCAGCAAGAUGCCCGGAGAGGGCUGGGGGCUGCCCUGCGAGCUGUGCCCCCGAGAGAGCGAAGCAGCUUUUGACACACUCUGUCCUUUCGGGCACGGCGCCCUGCCUGGACUCGGCGAUACUCGUGAAGACAUGAACGAGUGUCUGGACAACCCGGGCAUCUGUCAGAACGGGAUCUGCAUCAACACAGACGGCUCGUUCCGCUGCGAGUGUCCCUUCGGUUUCAACCUGGAUUACACCGGGGUCAACUGUAUUG
Molecule: messenger RNA, 837 nt
Organism: Notothenia coriiceps (black rockcod)
Lineage: Eukaryota; Metazoa; Chordata; Actinopteri; Perciformes; Nototheniidae
Product: fibrillin-2-like
Exons: 7
Molecular function (GO): calcium ion binding
Source: RefSeq, a predicted model, not a curated record